AUGGUCGCGUCAGAGCAAAUCUCACGGAGCAAAGACUCUCAGGGGGAUGCUGAAAAAGGAGACGUUGUUAGUCAGGUCGUCAGAGACACUGACGAUCAUCUCGAUCUUCCUGAGCGAAAAGACUCAGACGGUUUCCAAGGGGGUGUGCAACGUGUGAGAGCCAUUACCUCGGUUUGGUCUACCAAGACGUUGAUUUUAACUUUCGUACUCCUUUAUCUGGUUUCAUUUGUGGAUGCACUUCUUACCUCGGUCCAGACGUCCCUGAACCCCUAUGUCACCUCGUUCUUUAACCAACAUGGCCUUCUGGCUGUUGUCGGCGUUGUUUCCACUAUCCUCGGUGGUUCAUCAAAACUCACCCUCGCUAAAAUAGUUGACAUUUGGGGUCGUGUCGAAGGUUUUCUCAUUAUGCUUUUCUUAGUCACCAUCGGGUUGAUUGUCAAAGCCACGUGCAAAAACGUGGAAGCAUAUACUGCCGGGCAUACAUUAUAUUGGGUCGGUCAUAUUGGAAUCCUCUAUGUUGUCGAGAUCAUGAUUGCCGAUAUGACCUCACUCAAGAAUCGAAUGAUUAUAAUCGGUCUCAUGGGAACCCCUGGAAUCGCCUCCACCUUCGCAGGUCCCAGGAUUGCCGAUUCGUUCUGGAAUGAACUGAGCUGGCGAUGGGCAUUCGGAUCGUUUGCCAUUAUGCUUGUUGGUGUCUGCUUUCCGAUAUUCGCUGUGAUGAUGAUGUUACGGCUAAAAGCGGAGAAGAGUGGAGUGUUGAAGAAAGACGAAUCUACAAGAAAAUGGUGGCAGUCCAUUGGUCACUACGCCAUCGAGUUCGACAUUAUUGGAAUCGUCUUGAUAACCGCAACAUUUUCCCUGAUUCUUCUACCAUUCAGCAUCGCUGCGUAUGCCCCCAAGGGAUGGGCUAGUGGAUACAUAAUCGCCAUGGAAGUCCUCGGUGUGGCUUGUGUUCCGGCGUUUUACUGCUGGGAGCGUUUCUUUUCUCCCGUGCAAUUUCUCCCGUGGAGGUAUUUGAAGGAGCCAACAAUAAUUGGGUCAUGCUGUUUAUAUUGCAUAAUGUUCGCGUCGAUCUUUAUUUGGAAUGCCUAUCUCAGCUCAUAUCUUCAAGUUGUGAACAGACUGAGCAUCGAAUCGGCCAAUUAUGUUGUCUCUGCGAUGUCUCUGACCUCAUUCAUAUUAUCACCCGUUAUUGGAACAAUUAUCCGAUUUACUGGCGACUUCAAGUGGACCUCCAUGGCUGGAAUUCCGAUUUUCCUUCUUGGAACCGCUCUCCUCAUUCCAUUCCGCCGGCCUGAUACUCAUGUUGGCCUCAUUACUUUGACUCAAGUUCUAGUCGGUGUGGGGUCUUGCAUAUUCUCAACUUGCGGUCAACUUGCUGUCAUGGCAGUGGUUAGUCACCAAGAGAUAGCGGUUGUCACAGCCGUCUGGGGCUUGUUUGGUGCUAUUGGGGCUGCGCUUGGUUUCGCCAUUGCGGGUGGGAUGUGGAACAAUAUCCUUGAGAGCCAGAUCAAUGCAAGACUACCGGAGGAGAGCAAGCACUUGAGUGCAAGCAUCUUUUCUAGUCUGGUAACCCAAAUGUCUUAUGAAGAUGGCACCGCUGAGAGAGCAGCCAUAGUUGGUGCGUAUGGUGACGUUCAGAGAAAGAUGGUUAUCGUGGGAGUUUGUCUUACACCCAUCUGUGUUCUUUGCACCUAUUUCUGGCGAAAUGUCAACGUUAAAAAGCUUCUCAAGGAGCAGACAGCUGGCAAUGUGUGGUGA
Messenger RNA from Penicillium waksmanii, 1761 nucleotides. RefSeq lists its product as uncharacterized. Gene Ontology annotation, molecular function: transmembrane transporter activity. Bases 1 to 1761 code for a protein of 586 amino acids. The transcript is spliced from 5 exons. The record is from RefSeq and is a predicted model, not a curated record. NCBI's taxonomy places the organism in Eukaryota, Fungi, Ascomycota, Eurotiomycetes, Eurotiales, Aspergillaceae. Gene Ontology annotation, biological process: transmembrane transport.